AUGCCGCCGCGAGCUCGCUUGCCGUCGCCGCCACCGUCGCAGCUGCUGUUGCUACUGCUACUAUCAAUGGCGUUCGCAGCGCAGGCCGGCCAGCCGGCGGAGGGACACGACUACAGCGACGCGCUGCGGAAGAGCAUCCUGUUCUUCGAGGGGCAGCGCUCCGGGAAGCUUCCCCCCGACCAGCGGCUGAGGUGGCGUGGAGACUCUGCUCUCCGUGACGGCGCCGCGGAAGGGGUGAGUAAGGGUGCUGCUACUGUCCCUCCCACACGCGCGGCGGCUCUGGCCAGAAGGAGGACGCACAUUCCUGCGGCCGACACUCCCCCCUCUGCUAUUCUUGCCGAAUUUUCUUCCUGUUUCUGCGUCUUCAUGCCUUUUCACCUCUGAUGAGCAUGUCUGAGUCCUCUGCCUAACAAUUACAUCCAGAAAUGGUAAUGGCAGAAUCUCUCUCUGAGUAGCUAGUUCUUUGGCCUUAAUCCCCAACUGCGUCGUUCUCGAAGAGACUGAUGAACUUGCUCCUUCUGUCUGUCAGCAGCGGUGAGUCUGAUGCUAUCACCUUGCCGCGCAGGUGGACCUGACCGGCGGCUACUACGACGCCGGCGACAACAUAAAGUUCGGCUUCCCGAUGGCCUUCACGGCGACACUGCUGUCAUGGAGCGUGAUCGACUUCGGUCGAAACAUGGGGGACCAGCUCGGGGAGGCCCUCCGCGCCGUCCGGUGGGCGACAGAUUACAUCCUCAAGGCCACGGCCGUGCCGGAGACUGUGUAUGUUCAGGUAGGGGACGCCUUCCGGGACCACGGCUGCUGGGAGAGGCCGGAGGACAUGGACACUCCCCGGACAGUCUACAAGGUCAACCGUGCGCAUCCGGGAUCUGACGUCGCUGGCGAGUCCGCUGCCGCCCUCGCCGCAGCCUCCAUCGUCUUCCGCUUCCGCGACCCCGCUUACUCCCGCCGCCUCCUCGACCGCGCCGUGGAGGUAGGAGCCAUCAUCUGUCCGUUCUCGGGUUACGAGGUGCCGGAAGAAGAGUGUUCAAUGCGGCCAUGUGUUCCCCCCUGACAGGUAUUCGAGUUCGCUGACAAGUAUCGGGGCGCCUACAGCAGCAGCCUCCGCCCCGCUGUGUGUCCUUUCUACUGCGACUUUGACGGAUACCAGGUGAGCAAGCGGGAGAGCAGCCCCCCCGGCGCUCUUCAUCAUCCGCAGUUUUUUUGGAGAAGAGAAGAAGGUUUGCAGGUGAGUGAGCGUUGUCUGAGUGAUUGCUCCUCCUUCCUCAUCCCCACUCAGGACGAGCUGCUGUGGGGGGCAGCCUGGCUGCACAAGGCUAGCCGGCGGCGAGAGUACCGUGAGUACAUCCUGCGGAACGAGCAGAUAUUGGGGGCCGGCGACACGAUCAACGAGUUCGGAUGGGACAACAAGCACGCCGGCAUCAACGUCCUCAUCUCCAAGGCAACGGCCGCCACCCUCCAACCGCAUACCCUUGUCCUCAGUUCUUGUUUUCCUUUUCCUGAGGAGUAGUGUUGACCGGGGGGAAUUGUUGGCAGGAGGUGCUCAUGGGGAAGGCCGCCUACCUGGAGUCGUUCAAGAACAACGCCGACAGCUUCAUCUGCUCGCUGCUGCCGGGGAUGUCCACCUUGCAGGUCCAGUACUCCCCCGGCGGGCUCCUGUACAAGACCGGCGGCAGCAACAUGCAGCACGUGACCUCCCUCUCCUUCCUCCUCUUGGCCUACUCCAACUACCUCAGCCACUCCGGCACGGCGGUGCAGUGCGGCGGCUCCGCCGCCAGCCCGGCGGAGCUGCGGCGGCUGGCGAAGCGCCAGGUUGACUACAUCCUGGGGGACAACCCCCUGGGAAUGUCUUACAUGGUGGGCUACGGGGCCAAGUUCCCGCGGCGGAUUCACCACCGCGGCAGCUCGCUGCCGUCGGUGAGGACCCACCCUGCUCGCAUCGGCUGCAAGGCCGGCUCCAAGUACUACCUCAGCCCGGCUCCUAACCCUAACCUGCUCGUCGGCGCCGUCGUCGGCGGGCCCAAUACGACGGAUGCUUUCCCGGACUCGAGGCCCUACUUCCAGCAGUCGGAGCCCACCACCUACAUCAACGCCCCCUUCGUCGGCCUCCUCGCCUAUUUCUCUGCCCACUCCCAUCCAUAG
This is a messenger RNA of Spirodela intermedia, 2142 nucleotides long. The record is from the annotation of a GenBank genome assembly. Lineage: Eukaryota; Viridiplantae; Streptophyta; Magnoliopsida; Alismatales; Araceae.